Molecule: messenger RNA, 2488 nt
Organism: Ostrinia nubilalis (European corn borer)
Lineage: Eukaryota; Metazoa; Arthropoda; Insecta; Lepidoptera; Crambidae
Product: organic cation transporter protein-like
Exons: 7
Coding region: 61-1725 (554 amino acids)
Biological process (GO): transmembrane transport
Cellular component (GO): membrane
Molecular function (GO): transmembrane transporter activity
Source: RefSeq, a predicted model, not a curated record
ACGCUUACGGCUGCGUGUUUCCGAAAUUUUGAAGAGGUAAACAUUUGAAGUGAUCUGAAGAUGUCGGAUAGUCGCAAAGGGAGUGUGGCUGGGCCCCAGAGGCCCAGCAAGGCGCCCAACAGUGGGCUGCAGGAGAAGGCGAUCGAGCUGGACGACGUGCUCGUGAACGAGCUGGGCCAGUUCGGGAAGUUCCAGCUGUUCAACCUCCUGCUCGUGUCCAUCCCCAUGAUUAUGUCUGCGUUCAUGAGUGAAUAUAUUUUCUCGGCUGCAGCUAUUCCACACAGGUGUCAGAUCCCAGAAUGUGGGGAGUCUCAUAAAGACCACUACUUCAACCCCGCGUGGACGGGCGAGGCCAUCCCGGCGGGCUCCAGCUGCGAGCGCUUCGCCCCGCGCGGCCCCAACGGCUCGCUGGCCUCCUGCCCCGCCGCGCUCUUCUACCAGGACCAGCAGAUCCCGUGCGACGGCUUCGUCUACGGGAGGGACAAUUCCGUCGUCUACGAUUUCGACCUCGGGUGCCAGGAGUGGAUGCGCGCGCUAGCAGGCACGCUGAACAGCGUGGGAACGCUGCUGGUGCUGCCCAUCACGGGCUACGUGUCCGACCGCUUCGGCCGCCGCGUGGCGCUCGUCAUCAGCGUCUUCAACCUCGGGCUCAUCGGCCUCAUCCGCGCCUUCUCCGUCAACUACCCCAUGUACCUGGCCUUGCAAAUCCUCCAAACCACUCUUGGAGCUGGCACCUUCAGUUCUGCGUAUAUCUUUGCUACGGAGUUUGUUGGUCCUAAGUUCCGUGUCGUCACGAGUGCCUCUUGCUCUUCUAUGUUCGCCGUGGGCCAAAUGAUCCUUGGGAGUGUGGCUUGGGUGAUCCAGCCCUGGAGAUACAUGAUCAUGGCACUCCACAUCCCUUGCUUCCUGAUCGUUUCCUACUACUGGAUACUAUCUGAGAGCGUAAGGUGGCUGUUGUCUAAACAGAAGUUUAAUGAAGCUAAAGUUGUUUUGGAAAAGGUGGCUCGAGUCAAUGGGACUCAAAUUAGUGAAAAAUCAUUGCACGCGCUGUUAAACCCUCCGCAACCUCCAGUCGUUGUUGAGAAAAAGGAUGAGCCAAGCAUGAUCGCUACAAUUGUCAAAUCUCCAGUUCUUUUGCGACGAGUGCUCACGACUCCCAUUUGGUGGAUCACCACCACCUUCGUCUACUACGGCCUGUCCAUCAACUCCACCAGCCUGUCUGACACCAUGUACCUGAACUACAUCCUCACUUGUGCCAUUGAGAUCCCUGGGUACUUUCUUGCUGUUUUCCUCUUGAACUGGAUUGGAAGGAAGACUACUCUCUCUGGGGGAUAUCUCUUGAGCGCAGCUUGCAACUUAGCUUUCGCAUUUAUUCCCUCUGACCUGACCGUGCUUCGGCUGAUUAUAUUCUUGCUGGGCAAGUUCGGUAUCUCGGUGGUGUUCACGUCUCUGUACCUGUUUACGUCGGAGCUGUACCCCACGCAGUACCGCCACAGCCUGCUCGCCUUCUCCUCCAUGAUCGGCAGGAUCGGCUCCAUCACCGCCCCUCUCACUCCCGUGCUGACGGAGUACUGGCAAGGGUUGCCGUCGAUCCUGUUCGGCUCCAUGGGGCUGCUGUCGGGCGUGCUGGUGCUGACGCAGCCCGAGACGCUCGGCACCAAGAUGCCCGACACGCUCGCCGAGGCCGAGGCGCUGGGCAGGCGCCCGCGCGCCGGGCCCAACUGAUCUGAGACAAAUUCAUUAUUAAUUUACUAGCAUAUAGGUCCUUCUCAUUCUGUCUCAGACAUCAUAAAGGUAGCAGGAAGGUGCUGGACGCAGGCCGCUACCAACCGGGCAGCAUGGAAGGAAUUGGGGGAGGCCUAUGUUCUGCAGUGGACGUCCUAUGGCUGAAAUGAUGAUGAUGAUGAUGAUGAGGCCCUUACUAAGGGACAACAUAUCGCCACCACUUCAGGACAACAUAUCGGCUGGUGCUGACAGAAGUGGCGGGAGAAACUCGGUCACCUUUAACAAUAAUGGGGUGUACUUAGAUAAUCGUAAAGUGUUUGUUUUUCAAAUCAAAUCAAAUCAAAUCAAAUCAAAAAUAUUUAUUCAGUUUAGACCACAAGUGGCACUUAUGAACGUCAAUAGAAAAUAAUAAAAAAAGAAAAGGUAGCCCUUAUGGGGCACUUUACAUGUCUCCUUAUCUUUUGGGCCCUACCAGCGCUUCGAGACAAACAUAAUAUGGCAAGUGCUGAGAAGAAACGUUUUGUUUAGGGACGAGAUUAGAGCUGUUCUGAUUUCAUUGAAUUCGUGAAAUUCUCCAUACAAAACGCUAAUUUCAUAGCAAGGACCUAUUAAUUAAGGCAUUACUUUGGAACUGCAGCAUUCUAUGAGAGACAGUAGCUUUUGCAGCCUAAAACUGAUGUUAUUAUGAUAUUAACUGUAUGUACAGUUUAUACUUUUGUAUGUCACAGUGUACAAAUUAUAAAUUAUUUAUCUUUUUCAUGUA